GGCGGCGGAGCGAGAGGGACGCCAGAAGCCCGGCGAGCAGCGACGCGAGGCCGGGCCCGCCGAGCCCGCCGGCCGCCAGGCGCCGCCUCCCGUCUUCCGCCCCCGGUACCUCGGGGGGUUCCGGGCGCGGGGGACGCGCGGGGGCCCCCAUGGAGACAGCGUCGCCGGCGGGACCCGGCGCCCCGCAGCCGGCUGCGCGGGGAGCGGAGGGAGCGUCCCGGAGCCUGCUGCGCAGGAUAAAAGACAAACUCUUCACCUGGAAUAUUUUGAAAACAAUUGCUCUGGGUCAGAUGUUGUCCCUGUGUAUAUGUGGAACGGCCAUCACCAGCCAGUACUUGGCAGAAAGAUACAAAGUAAACACUCCCAUGCUCCAGAGCUUCAUCAACUAUUGCUUACUGUGCCUGGUGUACACGGUGAUGCUGGCAUUUCAGUCAGGCAGUGAUAACCUUUUAAUAAUCUUGAAAAGAAAGUGGUGGAAGUACAUUUUGCUGGCCUUGGCAGAUGUGGAAGCUAAUUACCUGAUGGUCAGAGCCUACCAGUACACAACGUUAACCAGUGUGCAGCUUCUGGAUUGCUUUGGGAUUCCUGUGUUGAUGGCUCUCUCGUGGUUCAUUCUUCAUGCGCGAUACCGAGUCACCCACUUCAUCGCUGUGGCUGUCUGUCUGUUGGGUGUAGGAACCAUGGUUGGUGCAGACAUAUUAGCAGGGAGGCAAGACAGUUCAGGCAGUGACGUACUGAUUGGUGACAUCUUGGUCCUUCUUGGGGCUUCCCUCUACGGCAUUUCUAAUGUCUGUGAAGAAUACAUCGUGAAGAAGCUGAGCAGACAGGAGUUUUUGGGAAUGGUGGGCGUAUUUGGAACAAUUAUCAGUGGCAUACAGCUGUUGAUUGUGGAAUACAAGGAUAUUGCUGGCAUUCACUGGGACUGGAAAAUCGCCUUGCUCUUUGUGGCGUUUGCCCUCUGUAUGUUUUGCCUAUACAGCUUCAUGCCACUGGUGAUUAAAGUCACCAGUGCCACCUCUGUCAACCUGGGCAUCCUGACAGCUGACCUGUACAGCCUUUUCUUUGGACUCUUCCUGUUUGGCUACAAGUUUUCGGGGCUCUACAUCCUGUCCUUCAGCAUCAUCAUGCUGGGGUUUAUCCUGUACUGCUCCACCCCGACCCGCACGGCGGAGCCGGCCGAAAGCACCGUGCCUGCGGUCACCUGCAUUGGGAUCGACAACCUGGGCCUGAAGCUGGAGGAGAACCUCCAGGAGACCCACUCUGUGGCCUUGUAGCUGGAGAAGACAGCGCUAACCGGGCCGCUGGGACGGAGCAGAGUCUGCUGACCAUCGCUGAGGGACACGGGGAAAUAUCCGACUGGGAGUGAACACCUGCGUCAAUGGACUGGAUGCGCUGGGUAGACUUUGGAAAGAAACGCUAAACGAUGUAUUCAAAGUAGAAAUGCCGAAAGAGAGCAGAGCCCAGGCUAGGACUGCGUUUCUGUAUGUUUGAGGACCAACACCGUUAGUGUCUGGGAGGUGAGUGUGGGCCCCACGCUGGGGUCCCAGAGGCACAUGUGGGAGAGCAGGGCAGGAGGGAAGCCCAGAGUGAGGGGCCUCAGGACCCGGCUGGGCUCUGUGGGCAGGAGUAGGGCAGGCCGGGCUGGCUCUGGAGUAGCUUUCUUCGGUUUGAGGCUUUGAGUUUUUAACCUGUGUCAUUGUCCACAGGCCUUGUGGCCCUAGGCAUGUGAGGCCUGCUGAUGAUUGCAUAUGGUGGGACAGUGGAGGGGCAGCACUUAAGAAGCCUGAGGUUCAAGUGUGAGUACUACAGGAGCAUUAGGCUGGAGUGCAGUAACUUAGGAACCCUCUCCUAAUUUUUUUUAAAAACAUUUCUCCUCCGUCAUUCAUUCCAGGUUGAUCAAACUCUUCUCUGCUCCCACCGUCUGUGACACUGGGCAUCUUUCCUACAUUUUCAGUCCUAGAUUCUAUUCUCCAGGGUUUCUUAGACUGGAGUAAAUAAAUACAUGUUAUCCUUUCUGGAAAGUUCUCAUGACCCCCUGGAAGAUUCAUCUUA
This is a messenger RNA of Otolemur garnettii (small-eared galago), 2052 nucleotides long. It is a transcript of the gene SLC35F2, whose product is annotated as solute carrier family 35 member F2. Gene Ontology annotation, biological process: transmembrane transport. NCBI's taxonomy places the organism in Eukaryota, Metazoa, Chordata, Mammalia, Primates, Galagidae. The transcript has 8 exons. The record is from RefSeq and is a predicted model, not a curated record. Gene Ontology annotation, molecular function: transmembrane transporter activity. The coding region runs from base 150 to 1274 and encodes 374 amino acids. Gene Ontology annotation, cellular component: membrane.